AUCGUCUUCCGGCCGGGCCGGGCACUUCCAAAAACGAAAAUAAACCAUAAAACUAAUAACAUAAUAGGUGUCAUACGUAAUAUCUGUUGUUGGUUAAUGCUCAGGUGUAACAAAAUACUAUAUUUUUAUAUCUAUUUCGCACAAAUAGGUCUAGGUGAUUUUGUUUAAUCUGUACGAGCAAUGGGAUUCGAUGAAGGCAGCAUAAUUUUAAAUAGUGACAAUGGAGCGUAUUAUCCCGGUCAGACGAUCCACGCAAGACUGGUUUUUAAACAGGAUAAAGUUAAGAAUUUUCGCGGUAUCUAUGCAAAAAUAAAAGGAUAUUGCGAAGUUCGUUGGACCUCUAGACACACUCGUAAAAACGCAAACGGCAGAGAGGAGACAUACGAGCGCGUUCAUGAAUCCCACGAGGAGUAUAUAAAUCGGAAGCUGUAUCUAGUGGGUGGGGAAAGCGGUGAACAUGAGCUACCACCAGGGGACCAUGACUUUCCUUUCGACUUCACUCUACCAGCAAACUGCCCUUCGUCCUUCGAGGGCAGCGCGGGCCACGUACGCUAUGAAAUAAAAGUGGUUGUAGACAGAGCAUUCAAAUUUGAUCAAGAGAAAAAGGUCGCUGUUAGAGUGAUUGCGCCAGUGGACUUGAACGCUAACCCUUAUUGUAAGGAGCCCAUGGAGUUCAACUUCGAAGACACCUACUACUGCUGCUGCAUGGGCUCAGGCUCUAUGGAGACGCUGGUGAAGCUGCCGCUCUCCGGCUACUGUCCCGGCCAGGUCAUACCCGCGGAGGUGGCCUGUUCCAACAAGGGGGAUGUAGAGAUUGACACCAUCAAACUGAUCCUUAAGAAGGAAAUAAGCUACAUAGCGACCACGAACCCAGACACGAAGCACACAAAGAGCGUGGUAGCGGAAAUAAAAAAGGGCCCAGUUCCCGCCAACACCACUCGCAAUUGGAACGUGGAAAUGGUUGUGCCGGAUGUCGAUAUAUACAAUAUGGACACGUGCAGAUUCAUCGAUAUCGAUUAUGUGUUUAAGGUGGUAGUGAGUCCAAGUGGUUGCCAUAACGACACAGAAGGCUUUAAGCGCCUCAUUAUCGGAAACGUAGCUCUAGUCGGAUAUCAGGAUAAUGUUCCCAACCCUCUACAAGAUCAAAUGCCCCAAGUGAAUACCCCACUCAUCAAUCAAUCAUUAAAUGCUUCCCCUUAUCCUAAUAGAAAUCCACCUUAUACUGGAAGUAUGCAAAAUCUAGCAAACCCACCAUAUCCUACUACUAAUUCACCCUAUCCCCAGAAUUCUCCCUAUCCUGUGGCAAGUCCCUAUCCUACAGGUCCUAAUCCUCCAUAUCCGGCACCUUCUCCUAUACCAGGAAAUAACUCACCUUACCCAGCACCGUCCCCUAUCCCGGGAAAUAACCCACCCUACCCAGUGACAUCCCCUAUCCUGGGAAAUAACCCACCUUACCCAGUAACAUCCCCCAUCCCGGGAAAUAAUUCACCCUAUCCAGCACCAUCCCCUAUCCCGGGAAAUAUUCCGCCUUAUCCCACCUCUUCACCGUAUCCUAAUACAAAUUCAAAUAAUGUGCCAUGUACACCACAAACUAGACCUCCGUAUCCUAAUUCACAAAGCAGUACCCCCUAUCCUCAAAAUCCUCCCUAUCCUCAAACCAGUCCAUAUCCCAGCCAGGGACCUGGACUUAAGACUGGAACAUUUGGCUUUGCUGUACCUGGAAUGCCUGUUAGAGCCUCGGACAAUGUCCCUAAUCCCACCUCGCCAAUGUCAAACAUGAAUCCAUAUGCAACAGCCAGCGCACCGCCCGAUACACCGGAUAAAUAAUAACUUCUAAUGUUACCUGCUAUAUUUUUUCUAACAAGAAAAUGUAUAAAUGUUUUAUUUUUUUAAUUUUCGUCUAUAACUACUUACAAUUAUAUAUUUCUUUUUUAUAAUUUUAUAGUACAUAAUAAUGAAUACAUACAUAGUAAUUAACUCAAAUAUAUACCUAAUGUAUUUAGCCGCAGCUGAAAAAGCCACUGUGCUAUAUAAGGGUAAGUACAAACAUUUUAAAUUCGAAAUUGUGAUAUCUACAUGGCUUAAUUUUUUUAGAUUUUUGUAUUAUGAAUAAUAAAAAUUGCUUAUGAUAGAAUUAUACUCAUUAUGAAUGGACAUACUAUUUUGAUAAUUAUAAUAUUUUGUUAAAAUAUUUUUUUAAGAUUCACUGCACUCACUACUGCCUCCACUUAAUUUUAGCCAAUUAUUUUUUUAGAUUUAAAAUGCUUGUUCGUCCAAUAAUUAUCGUUUAUAAAUAGUUUAUUCCAGUUUUUUAAAGUAUGUGCUUAAUAUUGUUCUAUAUAAUCGGUUAUAUUUGAUAAUUUAAUUGUUAUACAAAUUGAUUCUUAUGUGUUGGUUUUUAUAUAAAAUUUAAAAUGGUGCUAAAGUUUCGAAAUUGUACUACAAAUCGCAUCACUAUAAAGUUACUGUUAAUAUAUUUUUAUUGAGAUUACAGACACAUAGUGUCAAAUA
Molecule: messenger RNA, 2511 nt
Organism: Zerene cesonia (dogface butterfly)
Lineage: Eukaryota; Metazoa; Arthropoda; Insecta; Lepidoptera; Pieridae
Product: arrestin domain-containing protein 17-like
Exons: 9
Coding region: 181-1827 (548 amino acids)
Biological process (GO): protein transport
Cellular component (GO): cytoplasm
Source: RefSeq, a predicted model, not a curated record